Messenger RNA from Peronospora matthiolae, 591 nucleotides. The record is from the annotation of a GenBank genome assembly. NCBI's taxonomy places the organism in Eukaryota, Oomycota, Peronosporomycetes, Peronosporales, Peronosporaceae.
AUGGAAAAUCCCCAAGAAGAACACUGGGUUGCAGUUAAGCGUAUCUUUCGCUACCUACAAGGCACCAAGACGCAUGGAAUUUGCUACAAGCCAAGUGCAAGGAUCGACUUCCGUGGAUAUUCGGAUGCGGAUUGGGCUGGUGAUCUUACCGACCGCAAGUCAACAUCGGGGUACACGUUCAUGCUACUCGGUGCGCCAGUCAGUUGGGGCAGCAAGAAGCAGCCAAGUGUUUCGUUGUCCACGAGUGAAGCCGAAUACAUCGCACUCAGCUUGGCAAUUCAAGAGGGCAAGUGGAUUCAUCGUCUGCUUUGUGAGAUCGUGAUGGCUGCCAAUGAAGAAGGACCGGAACUCAUGAUCCAUGAAGACAAUCAGUCGUGUAUCAAGAUGACGAAGAACCCAGUCAACCACGGCCGUGCCAAGCACAUUGAUAUCAAGUACCAUCACAUCCGUGAUGAGGUCAAGCGCGGUGAAGUGAAGCUCAAGUACUGUGAAACUGCGGUGAUGUUAGCGGACAUCAUGACGAAGGGACUUCAUGGACCACGCCACAAGGAGAUGACGACGGCUCUCGGGAUUCGUGAGCAUUCGGAUUGA